Molecule: messenger RNA, 589 nt
Organism: Cucumis melo (muskmelon)
Lineage: Eukaryota; Viridiplantae; Streptophyta; Magnoliopsida; Cucurbitales; Cucurbitaceae
Exons: 2
Coding region: 1-381 (126 amino acids)
Biological process (GO): translation
Cellular component (GO): cytosolic large ribosomal subunit; ribosome
Molecular function (GO): structural constituent of ribosome
Source: RefSeq, a predicted model, not a curated record
AUGGGUGUCCUCCGGGAUCAUCACUAUUAUGACACAGACAUGAUGGAGAGACCCGACGGGGUCGUUUACGCUUAUGACUGCGUAUUCCGACGGGAUUAUCAGUCUGACAUUGACAUUGACAUAGACAUGAUUUCAUCUUUCCAUUUCUCUCAUCUCUCUCGUUUCUGGCAAAUACCCUGCUCACAUCGUCGAAACCCGAAAUGUCAUCUCACAAGACUUUUAGAAUCAAGAAGACACAAUAAUUUUAGAAUCAAGAAGAAGCUUGCAAAGAAGAUGAGACAGAAUAGGCCGAUCAUGCACUGGUUCUGCUUAAGAAAGAACAAUAUGAUUAGAUACAACGCAAAGCGCAGGCAUUGGCAUCACACCAAGCUAGGGUUCUAAGGUUCUUUUGAUUCCUAACUUCAAUGUUCAUUUACCUUGAUUUUGUUAAGUUUCAAGCUAGGGUUCUGAGGCGUCGCACCAAUUUACUUUUGUUUAAUCAUCCUCACAUCAAGAUUGAAGUGCUUUGGAAUAGAGUGAAUUUACCAUCAGAAAAUACUAAUAGGUGACUUUAUUUCAAAAAAUAAGACGUGAUCUUUAAAAUUUUAAC